Medicago truncatula (barrel medic) is the source of this 702-nucleotide messenger RNA. RefSeq lists its product as uncharacterized. NCBI's taxonomy places the organism in Eukaryota, Viridiplantae, Streptophyta, Magnoliopsida, Fabales, Fabaceae. The record is from RefSeq and is a predicted model, not a curated record. Gene Ontology annotation, molecular function: nucleic acid binding; zinc ion binding. The coding region runs from base 1 to 702 and encodes 233 amino acids. The transcript has 2 exons.
AUGGCUGCUUCAUUGAAAGAAAUGACUUCUGACUUUGUUAAGUUGGAAAAGUUUGAUGGGGGAAAUUUCAUCCGUUGGCAAAAGAAGAUGAAGUUUCUUCUUACAACAUUGAAAGUGGCAUACGUUCUGAACAUGGCAAGGCCUGAGGAGAAGGAUGAUGAAACCGUUGCUGAGACAAGAGACAGACAGAAAUGGGACAACGAUGAUUACAUCUGCUUAAGACACAUCCUGAAUGGUAUGUCUGACUCUUUGUUCGAUAUCUACCAGAGCAGCCCUUCUGCAAAAGACUUAUGGGACAAAUUGGAAACCAGAUACAUGCGUGAAGAUGCAACAAAUUUCAAACGAACCAUGAAACAUAAGAAGGAAGACAUUUCUCUUGAGCAACUUGGCAAUCACCUUCGUUUAGAAGAAGAAUACCGAAAACAAGAAGGUAUUAAGAAUCAUGUUACUCAAGAGAAGGUUCAUGUUAUGGAAGAAGGAAAUUCAAGCAAAUCUUCCAAAAAGAGAAAUCAUGAAAAUGAUAAGUCUCAUCAUAACCACAAUGGUAAUAACAACAAAAAGAAAAGGAAAGGUGAAUGUUACUUUUGUGGGAAAGAAGGACACUUCAAGAAUGAAUGCAGGUUCUUUAAAAAAAGAACAAAGAAAAGAAUUCAAGGGCAACAAAUGAUGAUUUUGUUGCGGUCAUUUCUGAAAUCAACAUGA